AUGGCGUAUCGACGGUCAAGCACGGCGCUCCAUGCAGCGGGCCUCAACAUCAACGAUCUCCGCUCGCAGAUCAAACUCGAUAUCCUCGCUUCCAACGAGCUCGAUGCGAAGAUCUCGCUCUUUCGGCAGGAUGCUCGCAUCGGCAAGAAUCCGCCCGUGUCCAAACUGGAUGAAAUGGAAUCGACGAACAAGGACAUGACGAAAGACGUCGUGAGGCAUAUCGAGAAGAUCGAAAGCCAAGGCGCACCGAGUAAGCUCACGACGACGGAUCGGGAGGUUCUGCAGGCGCUGCAUGCAAGGUUGGCGACGUGUGAUCAGCAGGGGAUGAGGUUAACGGAGUUGAGGGAUAUGGUGAAGGAGAUGGAGAACAGGGAGAGGAAGGAGGCGCCACUGCCGCUUGGUGGAAAGCCUAGGACGCCGGAGAAUUCGCCAAGUCCGCGGAAGGUUACGGAGUCGUUGAGGGGACGGCCGCCAGAUGCUGGAGUAAGGGUUGCUGGCGGUGCGAGUCCUGCGUUGGAAAGGGUUGGGAGCAGAGAGGCGCCUGGGUCGCUGAGGGGUGGGCCAGAUGGGAGGGUAGCAGGAGGUACGAGUCCGGUUUUGGAGAGGGUCGGCAGUAGGGAUUUGCCUGGACCGCCGCCAGUGGAGGCACGAAGGAGCAGUGAGGUGAAUCGUGCGAGGGGCUUUCCUCUUAAUAUGACACCAUCACCACGGAUCGACGAGUACACACCGCAGUCAUUCCCUCGACGAAGCAGCAAAGUCUACUCCACAAAUGACUUCGCCGGUGUGCAAUCCCCACGCAAGAGCAGCGACAGCUUCUUCAGCCCCAAAGCACCCGCAGUGUCCUUUCCACCUCCACCGAGACGCAGCGAGUCGAUCAGGAUGUUUCCAAAUGAUCUACCACCAUCUCCUCGAAUGCCUCCUUCUCCCCGCAUGCCUCCCUCUCCACGCCGAAGCAGCAGCAGCGUUACCGGUACUCCCUCCCCGAAGCGGUCUCCAAGAAUCGACACCCCUCAAGGCGAGCAGCUAAAAUACGAAGACUUUUACCAAGUCAACCGGGUCGAUGAAACGUCCAACGAGCCGGACAAGACUAGCUGGCCAAUCUUGUACAGAAUCCUGGACAUCGAUCCAGCCACAGACCCACGAGACUACGAUGGUGCUUUGAAAAGAUCCCUCGCCAGACUCAGCCUCAAGCACGACCCUGCUAGGCUUCCCAAUUACCCAGAUGCUCCUCUUCGAUGGGCGGUUGUAUGCAAGGCGUAUGAUGUCCUCGCGGACCCGGAGCGGAAGAGGUUGUAUGAUGUGAGUGGGUUGGAGCCAAGGGGUUUUGAGGAGUUGGACUUUGCGAGGCUGAGGAUCAUUUAG
This is a messenger RNA of Zasmidium cellare ATCC 36951, 1362 nucleotides long. RefSeq lists its product as uncharacterized. The transcript is spliced from 2 exons. The record is from RefSeq and is a predicted model, not a curated record. Bases 1 to 1362 code for a protein of 453 amino acids. NCBI's taxonomy places the organism in Eukaryota, Fungi, Ascomycota, Dothideomycetes, Mycosphaerellales, Mycosphaerellaceae.